This is a messenger RNA of Mollisia scopiformis, 1681 nucleotides long. RefSeq lists its product as uncharacterized. Gene Ontology annotation, biological process: regulation of DNA-templated transcription. The transcript is spliced from 3 exons. The coding region runs from base 1 to 1680 and encodes 559 amino acids. The record is from RefSeq and is a predicted model, not a curated record. Gene Ontology annotation, molecular function: zinc ion binding; DNA-binding transcription factor activity, RNA polymerase II-specific. NCBI's taxonomy places the organism in Eukaryota, Fungi, Ascomycota, Leotiomycetes, Helotiales, Mollisiaceae.
AUGGCUGAACCUCCAAAGCGCGGGAGAGCUAGCAAACCAAAGACCAGAUCAGGAUGUCGAACAUGCAAGCUUCGACGUGUGAAAUGCGAUGAAACGAGACCGUUUUGUCUUCGAUGUACAAAAUCUGGAUGGGACUGUGAAGGAUUCCAAGUCUUCCCAAAACGUACCGUUCCUUCACAACCUCUCCUACCAAAGAGUCCCGUGCAUAUAGCACCUAAAAGGGUAAUUCCCAAAAGGUUGGAAUCGACUGACAUCCUGCUCAUUGAGCCUUCUUCUCAUCCUCGGUUUCACAUCCAAGAGGAACGUCGAUACUUCAAUGUCUUCCAAACAAAGACCGCCCCCGAACUCACGGGAUUCUUCGAAUCCAAAAUCUGGAAUCGGCUUAUCCUUCGAUCUUGUCACGAUGAACUCUACGCUUGGCACGCAGUCGUAGCCAUAGGUGCAUUGCACCGCACUCUCGAACUGUCCAACGAUCCCAAUCAAGAUGCCAAAGCCAUUAAAACUCACCACACCUUCGCUCUCAAACAAUACGGCACCGCACUCCAAUACAUGCGUCAAGUCGCCCAACGAGAAAUGAGCGAGUACCGCCUCCGCGACACCCUGAUUUCCUGUCUCCUAACAACAUGCUUCGAAUCCUACAUCGGCAACCAAGAAGACGCCCUCACACAGGCCCAAGCCGGAAUUGAUGUUCUGAUCCAUUGGUCGUUCAACUGUGCCACCGAAGAUAGUUGUCACAAAGAAGACGACAUGGUAUCCGCUCGCCAAGUCAGCCGACGCUCAAAAUUCAUCGACGAUGACCUCCUAGGCGCAUUCACCCGUCUCGAUUUCCAAGUCAUGCAGUUCAGGGGAGAUUCAGUCAAGAACCGACCCUUAAGUACAUCAUACCCCGCCAUCCCCACUAAAUUCGAGUCCGUGACCGAAUCGCGAUUCUUUUGGGACCUGAUUGUGAGGAGAGUGCAGCAAUGGCAUAUCGUGCAACAUGCAGCUGCCACGGAACAAAUCUCCACUCUUGAUUUCGGGGAGAACAACACGAGUGAGAAUUUCAAGGAUCCAGAGUUCGCGGAUAGGAUUGAGCGGGAACUCGAAGCGUACGAAGAAGUCACCGCGUUAUGGUACGACGCGUUCUUGCCCUUAUUCGAAGAAAGUAGAAAGGCGCCAGGGAGCAAGAUGUUCAUCGGGGCGAAUAUGAUGAUGGUUCGGUACCUACCCUCCAGAUUCGCGAUCUCGAGGAAGGCGGAGACGAGCGAUACCUACGCGGAUACCUAUUUGGAUGAUUAUAGGACGGUGGUGAGGUUGGUGAGGGAGGUGUUGGAGGACUUUAGUGAGGUUCCGACCGGACAGGCGGUUUUUGGGAUGGAUGUUAAUUUGGUGUUGAGUUUAUUUUUGGUUGGGACGAGGUGUAGGGAGCCGGGGGUGCGGAGAGAGGCGAUUGCGCUGUUACUGAAGCAUCCGAGGAGGGAGGGGCUUUGGGAUAGUUUGAUGGCGGCAAGAGUGGCUGGGUGGUUGAUGGAGAAGGAAGAGGAGGGGAUGGUGGAUGGGAGGGUGCCGGAAACGGCGAGGUUGCGGAUUGUGAAGAAUGAUUUUGUGUUGAAGGAGAGGAAAGCUGUGCUUCGGUGUUCGAAGUUGGUGGAGGGGCAUGAGGAAAGGGUUGUGUUACCGGAUGUCACGCUUACUUGGUGAU